AUGUCUGGGUCUGCCUUGGCUGCUCUGGAAAGACCAUGCCAGUCUGAUGUGGUGGAGAGGAGCAGCAGGAGGAGGAAGACGCGGAUGAGGCUGGAGCAGUGCCUGCCCCUCCUGGGGCUCCUGCUGUGUGCAGGUGGCACCACAGCUCAGGAGGAUGAAGAACAGGAGAGGGAGUUCCUGGUGGAGAUUUCUGGCACCACGGUGACCAUCACGUGUCCCUUGGAGCACGAGUCCAUCCGCUGGGAGCUGGCCGGGAAAGUGCAGGACACCACGGAGAGGAAGCUCAUUCUGAAGGACCACGACAGCGCUCCUGCCAACCUCAGCUGCGGGGAGGGCACUGGGAAGCGCCAGCUGUACCUGAAUGCCAGGGUGUGUGCCACCUGCGAGGAGCUGGACGCCCUGACUGUGGCAGGGAUCAUCACUGCAGACCUCCUCAUCACCCUGGGGGUGCUGAUCCUGGUCUACUACUUCAGCAAGAGCAGGAAGGGACGAGCCAGCGCCGGUGGGGACAGUCGGCCACGAGGUCAGAAGACGCAGCGUCCUCCCCCCGUCCCCAACCCGGACUAUGAGCCCAUCCGGAAGGGCCAGCGGGAGCUGUACGCGGGCCUGGGACCCCGGGGCAUCUGAAAUCCCCCGUGGCAGCCCGGGACCACAGCCCAGGACCAAAAGCUUCUGCCCGGCUCCUUGCCAAGCCCUCUGCCGAGCCGCUGGGACAGGGAGGUGCCGUCCAGCCCGGGGUGAGCUUGGGUUUGCCAGCAGGGAACAGAAAUGAGCCCACUGGCAAGAGAUUUCCUUCUCAUUAAAGGACUGCAGCCUCA
Lonchura striata (white-rumped munia) is the source of this 818-nucleotide messenger RNA. It is a transcript of the gene CD3E, whose product is annotated as CD3 epsilon subunit of T-cell receptor complex. The record is from RefSeq and is a predicted model, not a curated record. Gene Ontology annotation, molecular function: transmembrane signaling receptor activity. Gene Ontology annotation, biological process: positive thymic T cell selection; cell surface receptor signaling pathway. Gene Ontology annotation, cellular component: alpha-beta T cell receptor complex; external side of plasma membrane. NCBI's taxonomy places the organism in Eukaryota, Metazoa, Chordata, Aves, Passeriformes, Estrildidae.